Molecule: messenger RNA, 1707 nt
Organism: Aspergillus wentii DTO 134E9
Lineage: Eukaryota; Fungi; Ascomycota; Eurotiomycetes; Eurotiales; Aspergillaceae
Exons: 6
Coding region: 1-1707 (568 amino acids)
Source: RefSeq, a predicted model, not a curated record
AUGCGCUACGAGUCUUGGGAUGUGCUUCUUUUCCCGGAGAAUUCCAAGAUUCCCAUCCAGGAGUUCAAGACACAAUGCUUCGUGACUCCGGAUAGAGAUUCGCCUUUUCUCCAAAAUCCGGGCAUUGUCGGCCCUGCUGCUUACCACAUACCUCAAGGGAACUUGGGCCAGAUACCCGUUCUCACUACGUUCGUCCCAAGUUUGCCUCACAAUGCCUCUUUCCGGGUGUCUAUUCAUAGUUGGGAAAAGCCCCAGCCUAGCCGGUUGAUGGACAAUCUACUACAGCCUGAAGAUCAGCUCAGCUUUGAGGCUCGGGUUUUCGUUGAUGGGGUUUGUGUCUCGGGUACUGCCUUUAGGGACAGAACUAAUUGGCCGCAUAUUAUUGGCUUGAGUAGCCAGGUCGAUAAGAGUGGGAACCCGGAUCACCUUCGUUUUCCGCCUUUUCACCAGGAGAUACUAGAGCAGAGACAUUGGGAUGCAGGUGAUUUUCACGGUAGAAUCCGGGUGGUGAUAUCCGAAGGGUUUUAUCGACCAAGCAGGACUUUGCCCUUUGAGCGAGUCAAGGAUAUUGUUGCGUUCUCUUUCCAGCAUGCCCCUCUACAAGUCCUUGAGUACUCUAACAUCGCCUGGCCUAAUUCUGGAAUGUGGUCUCAAGGACCACGCCUCUUCAAAUACCAGUCGGGAAGCGCAUUUAGCGAGCCCAAAGAACUAGAUGAAGCUCAUGCUCAUUCGCCAACCAAACACGAAUCCCGACACAUGCCAACAGGGGCUAGUCAGGUCAGUAACUCGACACUGUACAAUGCUUGGGCAUAUAGAAACUAUCAGCCGGUCAUGAUGAGGCAAAACACCCCAAGAGAACCGAAAUGGUCAACCCAAGAGCCACCCGUGCCUGAUAAUUUCAUUGAUCCAUACAUGCUUGAUCCUGCUAUGCGCCAUCGAGGUGCAAGAUCAUCCUUGGAAGACAUCCCUAUGCCGGAUUAUCUUUCGAGUUCGACCAGCAGUCGUGCCUUUUCUAGCAUGACUGGAAUUAGCUAUCAGCACAGCAAGCAACCUAGUCUCGUUGGUCCACUUGCUGACGAACAGUACAGCCAAUUUCUUGAAGCUCUUAGUCCGCCCAAGAUGCUGCCUAUUGGCACGCAUGCACCCACGAAUACCCCAUCUGCCACGCUCCCCAUGGGAAGGAAGCUCUCCGCUGCUGCAGAAGCUCGCUCGGCAUCCUAUUCCAAAUCCGGAAGCCGAUCUGUGCUCAAGGAGAUUUCGCAGCCAGGUACUAGGGAUGUAUCUGGGUCUAGUGCUAGAUCUAAUAUUCCCCCUGAUCCAGUCGUGGAAACUGCGUCAGCGAGCAAGCUUCAUUCCAGUCCUAGUGGACCCAUCAGGGGCAGAAAGGAAGCCAUGUCUGACAAUAAAGAAAAUGAGGGUGCUAUCGAGACCCCACGCAAGGGAAGUGACAACAAAGUCAACAAUACCCCCACAAGGACAGCUAGACAUACAAGUGGAAGUGUUGAGGUCUCGAGUGAAUCUAAGCGAAAUAGAUCUACUGGCUCCGCUGGUGGAGAAAUCGCACACGUUUCUAAAGAAGGCUUCGUGGCGAUUUCACCCACACAUGCUGAGACAGAUGAUCACAUUCAUCAAGCCGGCUUCGAUGAAUAUCUCAAUUCAAAUCUCCAUGCCAGCGGAGCUCCUAUUGAAAUUGUUGAUAUUGAGUGA